UCAUAUAGGAAGUAAAGGGGUUUGUUAGAAGGACUGUAGAUGUAGAGAAAGUCACUUGUCUGUGGGGACAGAAUGGAGCACACCUUGCUCUGUUUGCUGCUAUUGCUGAGUACACACAUCUACUCUGGACACUCUGAAGAUGAUGAUGGACAGGCAAAGGCUGUUCUGACCAUACACCCCAAAUCCUCCCAGAUAUUCAGUGGAGAGUCUGUCACUCUCAGAUGUCACAUACAGAGGGGAGAAGUCACUGACUGGGAAUACACAUGGAGCAAGGAUGAUGUAAACUCAAUCAAUAGGAAGAAUGAAUAUGAGAUCAGUGAGGUUAAGAUUUCAGACAAUGGUGUCUACAGGUGUCUGGGUAAACAUAUUGAUAAUGGGAUGUAUUCUAAGUGGAGUGAUGCAGUCAGACUGACAGUGACAGCUCUGCCUACAGCCUCAGUGAAGAUAGUCACUACCCAGGAGACACUGUAUUCCGGAGACACAGUCGAGCUGCGGUGUGACAURUCAAACUACACAGACUGGACGUACCGCUGGUUAAUAAAUAAAGAACGGCUUUCCAGUCAAACCAGUAAAACAACCACUAUCUCUCUCUCUGACCAGGCUGGUCAGUACCAGUGUCAGGGGACAAGGACAAAACGGCCCCAAAAUUCAUAUCUCAGCUCAUCUCUCCACAUUAGCGUCACUGGUGAGCUCACUAUUAAUCUUCAAUCCCUAUCUGGAUAUUCUGAAUUUCUAGGCAAAUGUGAGUCAAUCAUGUAG
This is a messenger RNA of Salvelinus sp. IW2-2015, 759 nucleotides long. The record is from RefSeq and is a predicted model, not a curated record. NCBI's taxonomy places the organism in Eukaryota, Metazoa, Chordata, Actinopteri, Salmoniformes, Salmonidae.